Molecule: messenger RNA, 3278 nt
Organism: Microplitis demolitor
Lineage: Eukaryota; Metazoa; Arthropoda; Insecta; Hymenoptera; Braconidae
Gene: mnd
Product: large neutral amino acids transporter small subunit 1
Exons: 8
Coding region: 871-2334 (487 amino acids)
Biological process (GO): amino acid transmembrane transport
Cellular component (GO): membrane
Molecular function (GO): L-amino acid transmembrane transporter activity
Source: RefSeq, a predicted model, not a curated record
ACAUCUGUAAUCACAUAUUUUUAUAUACAUAUAUAUUUAUUAUUUAAUAUUUAAAAUUAAAUAUACCAAGUCAGUGUUACAGAAGCCGGUAGUUUUUGAUGAUCCAUAAAAAAAUAAGGAAAUAAUGCUGAUAAAACCGAGUCUGUAAUAAAAUAUAAGUACAUAUGUUGUAAAAUAUAAGAUAAGUGUAAAGUAAAUCAAGUAAGUGGUACGGAAGCCAGUAGCUGCAUUGCGUUUGAUAAAAAAUUAAAUGCAGUAACGGGAUAUUUGGGUGCUCUGAUAAAAAACGCCAUCAGUUGAAAAAAUGUCCGUGUAUAUUUUGUAAAGAUUUUACCACGUGCUGAGUAUGAGCUGCAUCGAAUCUGCAUAUAUAUAUUAAUGUCUGUGUCUAUAUCUAUAUAUAUAUAUAUAGGUACUUAUACGUAUACCUAGUUUCAGUUGUACCUGAGUUUGCUUGGUUUGGUGUUUGUGUUAGUAAUAGUGCUGGUAGUUGCAGCUUGUGACUGCGGUUAAAGAAGGAGAAUAAGAUAAACGUAAACGUAAGCGGCGAUUAUCACCGGUCUAGGUAUAGUCUUACGGUCUUUCCCUCCACGUGUCUGCUCUCACAUGUAAUGUAAGUAAAACAAGCUGUAGCUGUAAGACGAAAUAAAAUGUGGACGAUGAACGAUGAAUGCCGAGACAGUAGUGGGAAAGCAGCCGAGGCAACAGCACACGCGUCGAUAUUUUAAAAACAUCUGCUCCAUUCAUCUCUGAAGAGAGCGGUUUUAUUUAUAUAUAUUUUAUAUAUAGGUUUUGGUUUAAAAUUUUUGGAUCCGGGAUCUGGAUCAGAAUUUUUGAGUUUUUAGUUAUUUGAAUAAAAUUAAAAAAAAAAUGCCGGACAAAGUUGCACCAGCGGAGCACCAAAUUUUACCCGCCAAAGCGGCUAAAGAACAACAGAGCGUUAAACUUAAAAAGGAACUUGGAUUGUUGGAUGGAGUUUCGAUUAUUGUGGGAGUUAUUGUUGGCGCCGGAAUUUUUGUGUCACCUUAUGGUGUUUUGGACAAAAGCGGCAGCAUUGGAUUUUCUUUGAUAGUAUGGAUUUUCUCGGGCCUGCUGUGUCUGGUUGGAGCACUUUGCUAUGCGGAACUGGGAACGAUGAUACCAAAAUCUGGUGGCGAUUAUGCAUAUAUAAGUGAUGCAUUUGGACCACUACCAGCAUUUUUAUAUUUAUGGGUUGCAUUAUUUAUACUAGUACCUACUGGUAAUGCAAUAACUGCCUUAACUUUUGCAAUAUAUAUACUAAAACCCUUCUGGCCUGACUGUGAGCCGAAUUAUGAAGCCGUACGGUUAUUAGCCGCUGUUGUAACAUGCUUGCUUACGGCAAUUAACUGCUACAAUGUCAAGUGGGCAACACGAAUCCAAGAUAUUUUUACCGGUACGAAAAUAUUUGCCCUGAUAUUAAUAAUAGGCGCCGGAUUUUGGCAUUUGUUUGCAAGUGGGCCGCAGAAUCUCAUAAGGCCGAUGGGUGGGACCAAUACAGAACCCGGUUACAUCGCCGUGGCCGUUUACUCGGGUCUUUUUUCUUACUCCGGGUGGAAUUAUUUGAAUUUCGUUACCGAAGAGCUCAAAGAUCCUUAUCGAAAUUUGCCACGAGCUAUUUGUAUAUCGCUACCAUUGAUAACAAUUAUUUAUGUGCUGGCUAAUUUUUCAUACUUUAUCGUCUUGACUAAACAAGAAAUUUUAACAUCGACCGCAGUCGCAGUCACAUUCGGUGAUAAAUUACUGGGACCAAUGGCAUGGAUAAUGCCAUUUUUUGUCGCAUGCUCAACAUUCGGUGCUCUAAAUGGUGCGAUAUUCGCUUCAUCUCGUUUAUUCUUUGUAGGAGCACGUAAUGGACAUUUACCAAACGCAAUCGCACUCAUAAAUAUAAGAAACUUAACGCCAAUGCCAGCUCUUAUCUUUCUUUGCAUUAUCACACUGGCGCUGUUGGUACCAAAGGACAUUGAGGGGCUGAUCACUUAUGUCAGUUUUGUUGAGGCAGUCUUCAUUACGAUGUCAGUAUCGGGUCUGCUCUGGUUGAGGUACAAAAGGCCUGAUCUUCAUCGACCUAUUAAGGUAUCAUUAGUGCUGCCAAUAUUAUUUUUAAUGAUAUGUAUAUUUUUGGUAACUGUACCCUGUUAUGUAAAACCAUUGGAAGUAGGAAGUGCAGUUAUGAUAAUUUUGUCAGGGAUUCCUGUGUACUUUAUUUUUGUUCAAUGGCAAAAGAAACCCAAGUGGCUGGAAAAUGCUUCCCAUAAUGUCAAUGUCACCUGCGCAAAACUUUUUAUGUGCGUAUCCGAAGAGAAAGAUGACUGAUUUAAAAAAAUAUAUAAACUCAAUUAAAUAAGCAAAAAAAAAAAAGAUAUCCCAGGUAAAAAUUUCAGGCGAAAAAGUUUUUAUAAAAAAUUUUUUUAUCAACCAAAAAGGAGCCGACAAAAGGUCCAGGUUGCGAACGCAUGGCUGAAAAUUUUAAGCCGACAAAUGACCAAAAAAAAAUACGAUGGCCGAAAAUAGGCUGGGUCUAUUUUUUAGCCAACUUUCGACCUUUUCGAAUAAAAUUUUACAGAUUUCGUGAUUUCGGUCAGGUUUAGAUUUUUCAGCCAAAUAUUUUUACCUGGGAUCGAAAACUACCUAACGAAUGUUAGAACGUUAACAAAAACAAACUAUUUGUUCAAUUGCGCAAUGAGAAAGUGUCUUGAAUGUUCAAUUAUAUAUAUACACAUAUAUAUACAUAUACACAUAAAUUUUAUUAUCUAUUUAAAUUUCGAUUGAGUAAAUUGAGUUGAUCGAGUUUAAGUCAAUCGUACAAGUUGUGUCUACAAGUUGAUAAAGCGAUCCAGGCUGCUUUUAUUAUUAUUUAUUAUUAAUAAUAAUAAUGACUCUUAUUACGCAAUUAAUUAAUAAAUUAAUUAAUAAACCCAUAAGCCUAGAUGCCUUUUGUAAAAACAUAUCAGCCAAUACAAUUGUCACCCGUAGACCCAAUAAUUAAAUUAUGUAAUUAAUUAAAUCGGAAACAUUCCGAAUUAUAUAUAAGGACAAUAAUUUUAAUUAGUAUUUAUUAUUAUUAUAUUGAUAAUUAUGUAAUAAUUAUUAAUUAAUAAUUAGUAAAUUUUUUUUUACUUUAAAGUUAAAAGAAUGUAAUAAAACUAGUGCCUAAAUAUUUAUUAAGCCUUACAUUUUAAUGAGUAAUUAAUAAUUACUGCAAGUGCUGUAUUUAUUUGUAAUGAAUUUUUAAAUAAAUAAAUUAACAUUAGCUUUAA